Molecule: messenger RNA, 324 nt
Organism: Enterobius vermicularis (human pinworm)
Lineage: Eukaryota; Metazoa; Nematoda; Chromadorea; Rhabditida; Oxyuridae
Source: the annotation of a GenBank genome assembly
AUGUUGUCAGAAGCAGCUGUCUUAUAUUCUAAAUCAAAUUUAAGCUUGAGUGACACUUUGAAAAGACUGGAAGAGAACUUGGUAGCUUUACAAGAUCCACAUACAAAUGAUCUAGCACAAAAAUGCUCUCAGUUGAAAGCAAAGUGGGAAGAACUUCUUUUAAAUGCACUUUCAACCAUUCAAGUUCCAGGAGUAACAUUGACCAAUAAAAACAUUGAUCUGUAUAUGAAUCGGCUCAACGAAAUGUUGGCGAGAAAUCCGAAUGACAUAGUGCUUAGCUCGGUUAGAUCAGCGUUAAGUCAAAUCGAUUUUACUGCCUCUUAA